CACGGCGUUUCUGUGGAAUUAACGUCAUCAGGACUGGUUUCUCACAUUCAUACGCCAUUGAAUUGGGAGAGUUGCUCGAUGCUGCACACGAAGGAUUUUUCCCUCAGAAUUAAAGCGCUGAAAUCAACGACACUCUGGGAUUAUUCUUCUUUACAUCAUUAAGGAAAGCGUCCUGUGUCUCUUCUAAUUCCUGGAAUAUAUUAUCUUCGCAUUUUUCUCGAGAGGAAAAUCAGAUGUUUUUUUGCCUCUACAAAAUGCCCGCAAGAACAAUGAGACGGCAAGUCCUGUUUUUCACAUCGGUGGUUUUUGUGAGGGCGGUGCUCGGGCAGGUCAGCUACAAAAUUAACGAGGAGAUGUCCGUAGGUUCUCUUGUGGGAAACAUAGCGCAUGAUUUGGGUUUAGAUGUGGAGAAAUUAAAAGCACGUAAUACCCGUGUGUAUUUUGGAGACACUAAAGAAUACUUUGAGCUGAAUAAAUACAGAGGAGUCCUCUUAAUCAAAGAAAGGAUUGACAGAGAGGCGCUCUGCGGAAAGACGGAGCCUUGUGCGGUGCAUUUUCAGAUUAUUUUAGAAAAUCCGAUUGAGUUUUACAGAAUAAUGGUUGAAAUCAUAGACAUCAAUGAUAAUUCCCCGAUGUUUGAGAAGGUAGAUAUUAAAUUCAAAAUCAGUGAGUCUGCAGUCAUCGGCUCAAAAUUUGAUUUGGAGCAGGCUGUGGAUUUAGAUGUUGGAAUUAAUGAUCUCCAAAACUACAUCCUGCAGCCGACUGAUCAUUUUGUUUUAAAGCUCCACAAUCACGCAGGCCGACCAAAAAACAAUGAGAUGAUUUUACAACAACCUCUGGACAGAGAGAAAAAUGAACAUUUGUCUCUGGUGCUGACGGCUGUAGAUGGAGGAGAACCACAGAUGACGGGAACAAUGAACAUUUUCAUUACGGUGUUAGAUGUAAAUGAUAAUGCGCCCGUCUUCACAAAGUCCAUAUACAAAGCAUCUGUUGCAGAAAACUCCCCAAAAGGCACAGUCAUAGUGACAGUUACGGCGUCAGACGCAGAUCACGGAUUAAAUGGAAGAAUAAAAUAUUCAAUUAGAAACACAUUAGAUGUCCGAGAUUUAUUUGAGGUGAAUGAAAACACAGGCGAAGUUAGUUUAAUUGGAAAUAUUGACUACGAAAAGGCAAGAAAUUAUGAAAUAAAUUUGCGAGCAAGCGAUGAAGGAGGGCUAACAGAUUCAUGCAAAUUAAUAGUUGAUAUUGUUGAUGUAAAUGAUAAUUACCCGCUGAUCAAAGUAAUGUCCAAAACCAAUACGAUCACUGAAAAUGUCAAAAUCCACACUGUCGUAACAAUAAUUAAUAUUCAAGAUCUAGACGACAAUGAAAAUGGUAAAGUGCAAUGCGCAAUAACUGACAAUAAUCCGUUCACAUUGAAAUCUACUGAUAGCAAUUUUUAUAGUUUAUUGACAGACAGUGAGUUAGACAGAGAGAGAUCCUCUAAGUAUAAUAUCACAGUGACCUGCUCUGAUGAGGGAGUGCCCUCCCUCUCCAGCAGCGUCACUCUGACCUUACAGAUCUCAGAUGUGAAUGAUAACGCGCCUGUCUUUGAGAAGAGCUCAUAUGAUGCCUACAUUGUAGAAAACAACACACCAGGCCUCUCUAUAUUCACAGUGAAAGCCACAGACGCUGACUGGAACCAGAACGCGCGUGUUUCUUACAUACUGGAGGACUCCUCUGUUAACGGAGUGUCCGUCUCCUCAUAUGUGUCAGUUAGUGCUGAUAGUGGAGUCAUCCACGCAGUGCGCUCUUUGGACUACGAGCAGAUCAAGGACUUCCAGUUCCACGUCAAAGCGCAGGAUGGAGGCUCCCCUCCACUCAGUAGUAACGUGACUGUGAAAAUAGUGAUCCAGGACCAGAACGACAACGCCCCUCAGGUUCUGUACCCGGUCCAGACUGGAGGCUCUGUGGUGGCUGAGAUGGUUCCUCGUUCAGCAGAUGUGGGCUAUCUGGUGACUAAAGUGGUGGCUGUUGAUGUGGACUCUGGACAGAAUUCCUGGCUCUCCUAUAAACUGCAGAAAGCCACAGACAGGGCGCUGUUUGAAGUGGGUUUACAGAAUGGAGAAAUAAGAACUAUCCGCCAAGUCACUGAUAAAGAUGCUGUCAAACAAAGACUGACUGUGUUCGUGGAGGACAACGGGCAGCCCUCUCGUUCAGCUACAGUCAUUGUUAACGUGGCGGUGGCGGACAGCUACCCUGAAUUGCUGUCGGAGUUCACUGACUUUACACAUGACAAGGAGUACAAUGACAACCUGACUUUUUACUUAGUGCUGGCUUUGGCUGUAGUUUCUUUUCUCUUCAUCACGUGUUUAGUGGUUAUUAUAUCAGUGAAAAUCUACAGAUGGAGACAGUCUCGCAUCCUGUAUCACUCCAGUCUCCCGGUGAUUCCAUAUUAUCCACCACGUUACUCAGACACUUUUGGGACAGGGACUCUGCCACACGUGUACAACUACGAGGUGUGCAAGACGACUGACUCCAGAAAGAGUGACUGUAAGUUCGGCACAGCUGGUAGUCAGAACGUGCUGAUAAUGGACCCCAGUUCUACAGGAACCAUGCAGAGGAUACAGAGUGAAAAGAACAUCCUGGAUGAACCAGACUCUCCUCUAGAGGUUAGCCAUGAGCCAGCUAUGAAACUUAUUUUGUUUGCUUUUCAUUUUCAGUGA
Thalassophryne amazonica is the source of this 2705-nucleotide messenger RNA. Its product is annotated as protocadherin beta-16-like. Gene Ontology annotation, biological process: homophilic cell-cell adhesion. Gene Ontology annotation, cellular component: plasma membrane. The transcript has a single exon. Lineage: Eukaryota; Metazoa; Chordata; Actinopteri; Batrachoidiformes; Batrachoididae. Gene Ontology annotation, molecular function: calcium ion binding. The coding region runs from base 234 to 2705 and encodes 823 amino acids. The record is from RefSeq and is a predicted model, not a curated record.